Corticium candelabrum is the source of this 1253-nucleotide messenger RNA. RefSeq lists its product as uncharacterized. The record is from RefSeq and is a predicted model, not a curated record. The transcript has 7 exons. Lineage: Eukaryota; Metazoa; Porifera; Homoscleromorpha; Homosclerophorida; Plakinidae. The coding region runs from base 481 to 1032 and encodes 183 amino acids.
CCAGUCAUCGUACAAUUGGUUGUACCUUCUCGAAGGAAAGAUUGUUGUUGCUGCAUUCUUUUUGCUCUUUCUUGUUUCCUUCAUUGCAUGUGAGCAUCGAUCUGUUUUUGUGUAAAGAAGCGUAGUGGCAGCAAGUUGGCGAGGAAGUAAGUACAAUGUGCAGAUGACAAACAUGGCAUUUGAUUACAGAAAUAGGGAAUAUAGACUGUACAUCAUAUAUGCCAGACAGAGAGUAUCUUCUCAAUUAAUUAUUAAGUGAGAAAGUUUGCUUUCUAGAUUGUCUGCAAGAAGAGAUUUGUGACGUGCUAUUGUAUUCAUAUGCUGAAUAUCUACAUGACUGGCUGUUUCAUAUAACUGAUUUAAUUAAUUGAUGUUGAUGUUCUCCUAAAACAUGGAGCGAGUCCCCAACAUGAGAGUAAGUCGGAAGGAUCACCACUGGAGAUUGCCAAGGAACAUGGUUGCAGUGAUGUGGUUGAGCUGAUGGAAGAAGCCAUAAGAUCAAAGACACCAAAGAGAGAGGAGCUCGUAGCUACAGUGAUGUUACUGAAAAGACAGUUGGCAGAGAAAGACGUGCAAUUACAAUCAAAAAGCAAAGAAGUGGCAGAUAAAGACAGGAAGGUGGCAUCUUUGAAAGCACGAUUGGCAAGAAUCAGAGACGUAGCUAAUGUUGAGAGUGAUGAGGUUGUGGAAGAUGAUGUGACUGCAGCCAGAGUUCAAUCUACUGCUAGCUCGAGUGCUCAGUCAACAGAGAAUGAUCAUAGAUGUGAUCCGUAUUCUUGUCGAGUUCUACGGGCAAUUCAAGGAGUUGGCUCUACCAGAUGGUAUCCACUCGGUCGUGAUUGUGAUGAAACACCAGAUCACCUGAACAAAUUCACUGUUCAUGUCAACGAUUGUGAUAAAGUUCAAGCUUUAUUUGAUGUGAUGGCACAGAAAGUAGGAGAAAAACAAGCAGCAGACAAACUACUUGACACUUGCAAAAACAUACAAAGCCCAAUAUAUGCGUCAGUCAAAGAAGCAAUGGAUAAAAUGUAAUUUGGGAAGGUGUUUUUGAAUUGCAUAUUAAUAGUGUUGUUGUAGUUAAAUGUCCACAAUUGUGAUUUGUUGUCAUUUUUAAUCCGAACGUAGCAGUCUAGUGAUGUGUGUGUGUGUGUGUGUGUGUGUGUGUGUGUGUGUGUGUGUGUGUGUGUGUGUGUGUUGAAAAAUUAGACACGAUGCUCUAUUACAACGAUGCACCAGAACGAAACUCUUCUCGA